GUGUGUGUGUGUGUGUGUUUCUUUGGGACACUAUUGUAAAGACCUGUGAUGUGUCCUCUCUGGUAUUUGCCAGAUUAAGUGAGAGGGAGCGCACCUCUUUAGCAGAUGGAUAAUAUAGAGUUCUCACGUUUAUCUUAAUAUUCUCAUUCAGUGUUUUUUCAUUAUACUGCCCAAAAUGAUGUCCAAGGCGCCAAGUGCAGUAGGCUGAUUCGGGAAACAGCUUGUUGACUUGUCAGGUGGCCUGAUACCCUGGUCAACUCUAAGACCAACAAACCUGCACAGAAGACAGGGGGGAAGGAACCAGCAGCAUUAACUGUACCUGCAUCUAAUAGAGGUAAACAGGCAGGUAGCUGUACGAAUAAAACCAACAUUAGUGUUGGAAGGAGCAAAAGCCUCAGCAGUAGAGGUAGUGAUUCAACUACUAGCGGCAGUAAGGCUGAUGGCAGUUUGAAAAGCGGCAGCCAGGGUUCCAGACAAGCAUCUCGCCCGGCCAGACCAGCUUUUCGCCUCUGCAGCAGCCGCAGCUUCUCGUCCCUCCACACCUCCUCUCUCACCGCUUCUCCGUUCAUGAGAAGCAGCCGCUCUCUCAGCAGACUCGACCGAAGAUCCACUGGAGGCGAUUCAGACCAUGCAGUUUCAAGUUCACAAGUCAAAAAAGGACAAACUGCUGAAAAAAGAGCUCUGUAUUCUGGCCAGCUGUUCUCCUCUGAUGAGCAAAUCAGGGAUAACAAAGACCAGUGUCAUGGCGAUAAAGCUGAUAAAAUGAAAACAAGCAGCUCCUCUGAGCCACUGGACUCUUCCUCCUCUUUGGUUUCUACCACUUCAAGUCAUCGUCACUGCAACAAAGUAAAGAAACAGCCCGCACUGUUUAACUUUAAUAAAGGAUGGAUGAUGCGGAAGGAUGCAUCUGGUCAGUGGCAGAAACACUGGUUUGUCCUGACUGACCAAAUCCUGAAGUUUUAUAAAGAUUCAAUAGCUGAGGAGGCAGCUGAUGUGGACGGUGAGGUAAACUUGUCCACAUGUUUUGGCUUCAAAGACUACCCAGCUCAGAAGAGCUGUGGUUUGGUUGGUCAUACCAGAGACGGAGUGUACGCACUCGGUGCUAUGACCUCUGGGAUGAGACACAACUGGGUCCAAGCAGUGUUGAAGAAUGUGAGGCCCAGUCUUACUCUUGAAUUCACAAGCUCCCUUUCAGUGCAAGAAACUCAUCAGAAAUCACAGCAUGCAGACUCACAGUCAGCUGAGGGUCUGGAGCAAGCUGAACACCCAAACAGCUUUUUGCAAGAGCACAAAACCAGUGAAAGUGUAGAGGAAACACAUCAACAGCAGAAAAAACAGGUCAAACUGCAGGCGGAAACAGAGGAAAGUUCUGCUGAUGCAUCGGCAAUGAUCGCCUCCUCCUCUGCUCCUCCACCGCAGGGUGAAGGUGUGACAGAUGUAUCAUCGUGUGUAGAAGGAGCUGGAAGUGACAGUUCUACCUCCGCAACAUUGCUUUCAAAUCUUGAGUUUUGGGAGCAACAAGUAUUGACAAACGCAACAUGUGAGGACACAAAGGAGAAGGAUAAAUUGCCCUGUGAGCAGCAAACUAGACAACUUGUCAAAGAGCUGGAACAAACACAGAAGGAACUCUCUCAAAUGCAGCAGUUAAACUGGGAUCUGCAGGAAGAGCUAAAACGAGAGAGAGAGAAGCCUUCCAAGGAAAGGGUGAAUGCACAGAACUAUCCUUUCUCCAACUCGUCUUCGGAACAAGCAUUGGCUUUACAGCGGCUGCAGAAGAUAAACCAUGACCUCCACUUUAAGCUUGAGGCUCAAAAGAGUAGCCAGGAGGAAGCCAGGGAAGAUGAAUUAAGACGAAGGGUGGAUCUCUUAGCUCAACAAGCGCAGCUACUGGUCACAGGAGACGCCACAGCACUUGCACAAGCCCAUCUGGAGCAAGAUCGUCGGCAGUUUCAUGAGCAGCAGAUGGAGUGGGAGCAGUGCGUGGCGUCCCUGAAGGCCCAGCUGAGUGCCAGUGAGGAGCAGAGGAGGGAGGCUGGGUUGCGCCUCGCACAGCUGCAGCAGGAGUUGCAGAGUUUCCACAGUCUCCAGCAGGACGCUGAUCGCUUGAACAAACAUCUCCAAGAGGUGACAACUCAACUUCAUGCUAAUGAGGAAGCACAGGCUCAAAAGGAGGCUCGCCUGCAGAAGCACCUCACACUCCUUCAAGCAAGUCAGGACAGAGAAAGGAGGAGCUUCGCCGCUAGCCUGGCACAGGCAGAGCAACACUCACACGACCUUCAGAAGAGACUGGACACGGCUGAACAGCAGGUUGAGAGCCUGAAUAAGACUCACACCUGGAACAGGGACAUUGAGGAGGCUCAACAACAACUUCAAGAGGAGCUAACGUGCACAGUAUCCGCUGUGCAGAAUCUUCAAGAUGAAAGAGAGCAGAUAGACCGUCGCUGUCGAGAGCUGCAGAACCAGUUAUGUGAGGCAGAUGAGGAGGUGGGCAGGCUGCAAAGCCGCUUGAAAACCGAUGAGACGCACUACUACAAUCUUGAGCACUCAUACGAGAGAGUUAGUGAGGAGCUGCAGCUGGCCUUAGGAAAGGUGCAGCAAAAGGAGUCUGAAACACAGGACAUACGAGAAGGCUAUGAGAGACUCCUGGACAGGAAGGAGCAAGAGCUGAGUGAAGUUUUGCUGAAGAUGGAAGUCCUAGGUAAUAGCCUUGAGGAGACGGAAGUGAAGCUGAAUGACGUAUUGAGAGGCUGCACUUGUAACUUUUCUCAGCUGAAGGAUGAGAACAUUGAGAGACAGACAACUGAUCUUCUCACUUUAAAUGAUAGCCGGCCGAAUGCAAGAGAUUCACAUGCAGUUGAACAUGCAGAAGAUUAUCCAGAAAGAUAUAUGUCUGUGAUCCAGAUGCUUGAAACCAAGCUUUAUGUAACAGAGGAGAAACUAAGGGACAUCAUGCAAAGACUGGAGGAGCACCAGAGUCACAUCAGUUGCCAGGACCCCCACCUUUGCUCCCAGCUAACUCAAAGCCGAGCCACCACUCAGCACCUCAGUCUGCUGCUCCACAGUCGGGCCAAGCAGAGCCAGCGAUUCGCCCAGGAGACAGAAAACCGCUGCAGGAUGUUGGUCGGCAGGUUUCAGGUUGCACUGAACAUCAUACAAGUCUGCAGAGAGAGGCUCCAAGCCACUCCAAUUAAUAUCACGGACUUUGAGAAUCAAUUAGCAACCGUUGCAGCCUGCCUUCAGCAGGGAGAGAAAGAUGCAGAGAAACAACAGCAUGAAUCACACAAUGAAAGCAAAGGAGAGGACAGGAUCCUCAAUGAUGAGACAUUACCCUGCGCUGACAGCAACAUUAGUGCUCAAAGUGAACCCCCAAGUGAUGACAUGCAAAGUGUUGGGAAGUGUUUAACGAGGGAAGUAUUUGUUGUAGAAAAAAUGGUGUCUGUCCUUCAGAGUCAACAUGGCAUUGGGCAACUAUCCUUUGCAUCAAGGGAGGAUGUGGGGGAUUUGGCACAAAAGUACAAAAACAUAAUCUCCCAAAGAAUAGCCCUAAAAACAGAAAAAAGGACUGGGAGAGCAGAAUGUGACAACAGUGAACCUUUAGAGAGGGCCAUUGUUGGAGUCUGUGCUGAAGCGGAACUCAUUUAUACUGCCUUAAAAGUUCAACAUCAAUAUGAGAGCAUGACUCAAGUAAAUAAUCAAGAAGUGGAGCCUCAAAGGAAGAGUCUGGCAGACAUCACCCCCCCAGAGUUGGCUUCCUAUAAGGAGCAAGUGAAGGGAGAGGGCAGAGGUUCAGAAGGAGCUGCAAAACCAGUUGAAAGGAUUGAAUCUGAUGUCCAAAAGGUAGAGGAAAAGAAAGAACCAGACUGGUUGGAGAGACUAAUAUCCCGGCUACAGAAAAGGGCAAAAUCCUUACGCCAACUCUGCCAGGAGAUUUCUGAUGCCAAUGCAGUAGAGUGUAGAGUGGAUGAUAAUUGGGAAAAUGCUUCUGCAGCUGACUUAAAUUUGAUGCAGGAGCAGGCAAAGUUAAUUUAUUUGUUAGACAGGCUUCACUCAGAUUUAGAGCAGCAGAAAAGUGAGGUGUUACAGGACAAACUGCAAGCUUUGUGCGAAGAGCAGGAUAUUACAUUAAAGGAUGAGCAGGAGGCUGUUAAUCACACCUUAUGUCAGCUUCAGGAGGACAACAGCGUAUUAAGAGAAGAACUGGAGUGUGCUGAGCAAAAGAUUGUAUCUAUAGAGACUGGAAAGCAGAGGCUCCUGGAAGACAUACAGAAAAUUGAGGAUUAUCAUGAGGAACGGAUGAAAAAACUGGAAAUGGGGUUUCAAGAGAAGAUUAGGGAACUGCAACAGAUCCACGAAAAAGAGAUGAAGCACUUGCAUGGUCACUACACCAAGUCUUCCAAAGAGAAACAGACCAAAACCUGCACAGAGACACCUGCUUUGACUGAAAGUACCUCCUUCAUACCAGACCAGACUGCGGUGGCGAGAAAAGCAAUAUUGGCAGGUGGUGCAGCAGCCAUGAGAGAGGCUUACCAGAAAGAUCUUGAAAAACUUGAGACAUCCUGUCAUCAAGGUGUCACUGCUAUGGAGGAAAUGCACAGGCAGCUGAUAGGUAAUCUACAGCAGCAGCAUCAGACAGAGGUGGCAGCACUUCUGAAGGAGAAAGACAAGCUGCUGCAGGAAGAGACAUCUGCCACAAUGGCAGCCAUUGUAGCAAUGAGGAGAGCCCAUAAACAGGAGCUGGAGAAAAGCCGAUCAGCACAGCACAUCAAGGAGUGCAAUGACAUCGCACAACUGCGCAUUGAAUAUGAGAAGGAGAUCCAGUUGAUGCAUAAGGAGCUUGAGGUGUUGUCAGUUCAGCACACUCAGAGAUGCCUGGAAAACUCUCAGCUGAGCCAAGAGCUGCAGGAUGAGAAACAAGCUUUGAUGCAGUACCAAAAAGAAAACCAGGAGCUCAAAAAGAAGCAGAAAGAGACAGAUGAAAUGUCUCAGCUACAUUUAUCGCUAAAAGGACAACAAGCACAUGUUUCCCCUCAAGAAACCGACUUCUAUGAGAUGGAGGUGAUUCUGCGAGCAAGGGAGGCAGAAAUGCAGUUUCUCCGACAGGAAGCUCGUUCUCUCAGAGAAGAUUUGAAGAUUGCUCGAAUGGACAAAAUAUAUGCCCAAAACAAGCUGAAAGCCCUCUAUAUGAACAACCAGGAUGAACCCUAUCAUGAUGUCAACAAACUCUGUGAAGAUGUUAAGUUCCCCACUUGGUCUCCAUGCAAGGACGCCUCAGGACAGAGCAUUGAGGAAACUAUGACAAACACAAGUAAUGCUGCUCUUUUAAAGAAAACAGAGAAAUCUUCCCUCUCACGUCAGAUCAGAGGAGUGAGAUCAAAGAGUUUAAAAGACGGCCUCUCUAUCCAAGAAAGAAUGAAGUUGUUUAAGUCAUUCUGAUCCAAACAAGAUGAGAAGGUGGAUUAUAUAUGUUUCAG
Etheostoma cragini (Arkansas darter) is the source of this 5471-nucleotide messenger RNA. RefSeq names its product cingulin. Gene Ontology annotation, biological process: actin filament organization. Gene Ontology annotation, cellular component: actin cytoskeleton. The transcript is spliced from 23 exons. Lineage: Eukaryota; Metazoa; Chordata; Actinopteri; Perciformes; Percidae. The coding region runs from base 568 to 5433 and encodes 1621 amino acids. The record is from RefSeq and is a predicted model, not a curated record. Gene Ontology annotation, molecular function: actin filament binding.